Messenger RNA from Ectocarpus siliculosus, 1558 nucleotides. The record is from the annotation of a GenBank genome assembly. NCBI's taxonomy places the organism in Eukaryota, Phaeophyceae, Ectocarpales, Ectocarpaceae.
AGGACUGCUGUCGUACCGCCGUACCAGGAGAAGGAGAGGGAGAGAGAGUAAAGGAGUGAGAGAGUACUGGACACCCUGUGGGUGAAGACAACUCGGUGGCGUGCUCCGGCGUCUCUCUUGUCCACGCGUGCAAAAGAACCGCAGAGCGUGUGCCACUUUGAAGCAAGCGUGUACGAUCAUGGCACCGCAAGGAAAUCUUGCUGCUGGUGGUUUGCAUGUGCUGCUCCUCCUCUGCUGCUGCGUUCAAUGGAGUCAUGGGUUCAUCGCCGUAUCGCCAUGUUUCAGGAGGGGAUGUUCACAGCAGACACUGUCCAGCACCAAUGAUUUGCACAAGAGGGAGAGCCGGGGAUCUGGCAGACACGGCAGCCUCAUUCGGCGUCGGUCAGGUGGACCGGGCUUUUCCCUAAAAGCAAACGAGGCAGGGGGUGGCGCGGAGGAGGAAGACGAUACGCUUGAGCUAACGAAAGGGUUUUACAGCGAGAUCGCGGCACGCUUGGGCAAGACUGCGCAGGGGCAACCGCAAGAUAGCCAAGAAACGGCCAAAGACGAAGAUAGCGGCAGCGAGAUCGACAAGGCUAUCUACGACGAGCUUAGGGCACGGCGCGACUUUGGUUUCGAGCAGGACCUGGGGCUGGAGCUGGAGAAACGGAACAUUACGAAGGAGGCGGAGGCGAAGAAGAUUAUCGAUGCGGGUCUGGAGCAGAUGCCUGGGGUGACGAGCUCGGCUACGUUCUUGCCGUCCUCGGAGCUCACGCCAAGAGAGGUGGUGACUUCGGUUCUCGAGGCCCUCAAGAACAACGACCAACCCUACCACAACCACGGCGUCGAGGUUUUCAUCAGAUUCCUUGCCCCGUCUAGCGCGAUGCACGGGGUCGAAAUGUCGGGCGUGGCCCGAUAUCUGGCGGAGAAUCGAAACCGUGCCUUCAUGCACUGGAAUACCAUGGCAUUCCCGAGACCGCUGACGGUGUCGGGAGGGGCGAAGCAAAACAAGGCCUUCCAGCCUGUCAAGCUCAGAGACACAAUGACUGGCGCUUGGCACUCCGUGAGCGUCUACCUCACACUGGACGCCCGGAGUAAUUGCUGGCUCAUAGAGUCUUGCAUCGUUAAGGGAGAGGUGUAGGAAGGCAGGGAGAGGUGCUGCCACUCGACGGAUCUGGGUGGAGUGAAGAGCCUGAAACACGUCAUCAGUAUGCGGCGUCGAGGGAGCGGAUCCUUGACAUGAUACGCGGCAGUGAGUGGUUGAGGCGUCUCGGGUAGAAGCAGUCUUUGUGGUUCGUUUUGUUUUUGUUGGUCUAUGUUUGAGGGAGAGCAAUCGGGCGCGGAAACACUCGACCCUACUCAGUGAGCUCCGUUGUCCAGAAAAGUAUGUUCCAUUGUGUUGCCUUCAUCUGCGACCGGUGUCAAAAUGCGUGCGUGCGUGUUCGAUCAACAUCGGUCAGAGCUACCGUGGCUGGAGUUGUGUGUUUGGAUUGUGUUGAUUUAGACUUAACGUACCCGAUAAUGUUGUAUAUAUAUCGUACGCCUAGAACGACUAUCUGGCUCGAAGUAGACGUCCUGG